Molecule: messenger RNA, 1914 nt
Organism: Chaetomium globosum CBS 148.51
Lineage: Eukaryota; Fungi; Ascomycota; Sordariomycetes; Sordariales; Chaetomiaceae
Exons: 4
Coding region: 1-1914 (637 amino acids)
Molecular function (GO): DNA binding
Source: RefSeq, a predicted model, not a curated record
AUGGUGUCCGUAGCAGAUCUUCUUAACCCGGAGCCUCCCCAGGCUCCGUUGCCAACGUUUCGCCCUCCUCCUGUUUCACCAGCUCAGCGGAUUGUAGCCUUUCGAAGCCAACCAACUUCAGUCAGGUCCUCGAUCGAGACGCUCAGAAUGAUCGAAGACACCCAGGACACCCCUCGGUGCAAGACUGGGGCCGCCAUGAAUUUCCCACCCUUUGAAGUCCUGGACGAGCACUCCCUCCGCGAGAUUCGCAGGUUCCAAGUGCACCCCUUUGGCUCCAUCCAGGAGACCGGCGAGCGGAUACCCUACAACAGUGUCUUCCACUACGACUUCAAACUCCCCGAUGGCGACGGCGAGACCAGCUACACAGUCAUGUGGGAUUACAACACCGCACCCGCGAAAAUGCUCAACCUCAACCCGGGCCUCAAAGACAUCACUUACAGCAUUACCGGUGGUUCCAUAAAAGCCCAAGGUUACUGGAUGCCAUAUUCCUGCGCCAAAGCCGUCUGCGCGACAUUUUGCCACGAGAUCGCCGGCGCUCUCAUCCCGCUCUUCGGCCCGAACUUCCCCUUCGAAUGCAUUCCAAAGAAAUCCCACGGCUACGGCCGCAUGUCAAUCAGCCCAGAGAUUGUGGAACGGGCGAGGAACGAUGCCAUUGCGCUGUUUAAGCCGGCCGCGGCCCUCCCUAGCCCGCGGCCAUCCCGCAGCGUCAGCCCCCUGCCCUCCCGGCGCUCGACACGAACUACUGAGCCCUACGACUAUCAUUCAGAUUACGACCGGCGCCCUCUCCCGAGCCCAUAUACCGAUACAGAUGUUGACUGCCACCGAAUGUCGGAACGCCACGGCCAUCGAGUGCUAGCUAUGGCGCCUCCAUGUAUCUCAGAGCCAAGGCCUCCAAUGGACUCAGCGGCGGUGCCCACACCGCAGAGUUCCCCGGCGUGGACAGCCGUGAACCGGCCGCCGCCCCAAACCUCCACCAUAUAUCACGACCGCGGUAUCUCUCACCUCCACGAGGAGCUCCUCAAUCUGAACGUCACAGCGACCGCCAACCCCUGGCUCUCCGCCGUCCCCCGGUCUCCGAUCCUGGGUGCCGCAAGCAACACAAGCAACUGGCAGUCACACCAGCCUCGCUCCCACUACCCAAACCAUUACCAACAUACACGUGACACUCCGCCGCCGCUGGCCUCCACGUCCCUACUAGAGCAGGGAAUCACCCUUGCCCCACUCCGCCUCAAGCGCCGCUACAGCAAGGUCGAUGGCGUCCCCGACACCCACCACGACCCCCAACCCCACCACCACCACCAUCACCACAACAACGACCCCCAUCUCAUCCACAACGACUACAACCUCGGCACCACCUCAGAAGACGACGGCGAAUAUGAGAUCGACUACGAUGCCAGCCCCAGCCACGUCAGCAGCGCCACCACCAGCGCCAGCGCCAGCCCACAAUCCGUGGCAGCGCCGCCUCCGACUCCCAACCCCACACACAUUCCCAGCAACCAGUGGGCGGAGAAAGAAAUGGCACCGCCCCUUCCUCUCCAUUCCCUUGGCACUCCUCCCAACCAAGACCACGGCCACUGGCACCGCCAUGUUCUACCAGCCCGAGCGUCGGCGGCGCUCCCGACAACGAGGAGGAAGGGGAGGGGCGCUGUUGCUUCUGCUCCUGCUUCUGCUGCUGCCGCUGCUGCUGCUGCUGCUGAGCGGCACGCCAUCGGAGGCGGGAUUGCGGCGCUGAUGCUGAUGCAGAUGCAUAUGCAUAUGCCCAGCCAGGGUGCUGUGGAUGAGGAGAAUCGCGGGAAUCUGGUUGGGGGUGUGGAUGUGGAUGAGGAGGGUGUUGGGGGCGGUAGGGGCGCCGGUGCUGUUUCCGCGCGGUCAUCCAAGCUGGGCUCCGACACCUGCUGCUGCCCCAGUCGCUAA